AUGGAAAGUCCACAGCCCCCUGCUCCAUUCAUACCCCCGUUCUUGAAGACGACUGGCGUACAUGACGAAGGUGCAUUCCAGCCCGACUUUUGUGAUACCCCCCGCGACACCAAGCCAAACGCCAGACCAUUCACCGCGUCGUCGUCGAGUGACACGUUGUUUGUUUGCGUUCACUAUGCCCACCACCUGGAAGCUCUCGCGGCAGCCCCCCCGACAGCAUUCAUUGUGUGCCGCGUUGGCCGUGUCCUGGAAACAUCCAACAUGAGCGAGUUCUGGGCCAGUCCCCACGGUGAAAAGCACGCGUAUUCCAUGGCGUACACGCAUUUCGCGAGCACCCGAGUCGUUGACUGUAGCUUUAAUCCAGUCUUCAACGAGUUGCUCGUGGUCAGCAUCCCUCCACGAGCAAUGCAGGAAAAGGACGGAGGAUGGGGCAUUCGACUCGACCUUGUCCAGCGACCAUCCGCAACCCCUGGUGAGGACACGCUCGCGGCGUUUGCGGCGUUGCCGCUUGAAGCAGUUCGCCCGGACACCGAAGUGUCCAUGACUGUUGAGUUUCCACACCAACAACAGACCUGUCCCGACCAAGCGCAGAUAUUCGUGACGCUCUUUCGACAGCGACGGGAUGCGACCAUGUCUCCACAGUGGAAUCGGCUGGAAUUGACCGUCGACGCUGUGCCUGCCAUCCAUUCUAGUUUCAAGCCCGAGCAAACGAUUGCAGUCGUCCAAUUGCUCCCCACGUCCACGAAAACGAUCCCUCUCUUGGUGGAAUCGCCACUCCCGUUUCUGACCGUUCGAUGCCACACCGACCUCGUCCAAGCGUACGAAAGCACGAAUCACUACAGGGUUACCCCCGGCGGAUACGUUGACGACAGCAUGUUUGCAUGGCGGUACCCGACCCUCUUUGACUUUUCAAGUGCCCCAACAGCGUUUUGUUUUCAUAUUUCGCUCUAUGCCCCCAAAGCAACCCCCUCUUACGUGUGCGUGGGGAGCAGUUCUGUCACAACGUUUGCCGUCCCGACGCGGCAAGGGUCCAAAGUGCCCUGGCCAUCCAUCUUGAUACGAAUGUCCGAUGCGCCAUGGGAAGUGCCAUUGCACGGCAUGCUUCGUUGGUGGGAAGGUGCGUCAUGGCACGAUUUCCGCAAAGAGCGCGUCGUUUGUACGAAUCGCCUGCACGCGAACAACCACACACGACCGGUCCCGCAAUGGAUGGCUGCAAUCGCUCGAGGGUUAAAUCGGCAUCCGAUUUCGACCGUGGUCGACACGGGCGGAAUAGUUGGGGUCAUUGCAGCCAUGUAUCACUCGCGGGACGUCGACGGCCAAGACUCCGCUUCAACACUGCCGCUGGCGGCAAACGACGAGCCUGUGAAGACUCUGGACGCCAAAUGGCACGCGCAGCUACAACGCCUCGUUGAAGACAUUGCGUCCAAGCAAGCGUUCAUCGACAAGAUGCAGAAAGAAAUGGACAAGCGAACGACCGCCAUCAAAUCGUGUGGGGUCGAAAUCGUGGACCUCCGGAAGCACCUCCAAAAGAAAGAUCAGCUCAUUCAAUCGUUGCAAGUCAAACUGCACAAUUACGAAGCACUGGAGCAGCGGCAGCAAGAGGAAAUUCGAAUCUGUCUCGACGGGAAUGGGGCGAGCGCGACCAGUUUCCCCGUUCUCGCGCAGCACCACACGAAACUACAGAGCAAGCACAACGCCCUGGAGGCGUCUCACGCCGAGCUUUCCAAGAAGCUGCUGGAAGCGAGAAAUUUUGAAGCCGAGCUGAUCGAAGCCAAGAUGCAGUACAAAACCCUGGAGGCGGCUCAUUUGGCUCAAGCCAACUUUAUCCAAAAGGCCAACGCGGAAAUGCAAAAGCUCACCGUGUACAAGCAAACCAUCGCGACGCAGGAAACGGUGAUUGCCAAGCUCGAAAAGCUCGUCGAGUCAAAGCUGGCCGAGGCCAAGGCUAGCGCCGUUGGGCCGAAUGUUCACGCGGAAAUCUUCCGGCUGCGGCUCGAAAACUCAUACCUUAAGGAGCAACUCACGUACGUGUCUGCGACUGAGCUGCACGCAUCAAACUCACGCAGCAUCACAAGACUCCGGGCAGCGACGGCCCUUCAAGACGAUUCGCACCCUCCACACAAAGGCCGAAUCGAGCCUCUUGUCCCGCCCUUGUCCACAUCCACGACCAAGCCGUCCAUGUCGUCCAGAGCAUUGCAGCCGCUUCCAAUCAACCCCCGUCGCACGACGUCUCCCGAGGAGACCGACCGCGACAUGGUGGCCCCGCGACGUCAUCAGCCACCGAAUCAAUCAACUCAUGACACCCAGACAACGUCCCGGUUCGUCGUGCACAAGCCAGACAACAAACCAGCGCUAGACGUCAGCACCAACACGGACGCCGUGGCGGUUCCUUCUCCUGACGAAGACAAGAGCUACAACGAAGACGUCCUGUGGGUGAAAAUCCGGGUCCUCGAAGAUCAGUUGCGCGUCAACACGACGGCGGCGGCGCAGGAGAUUGCAACGUUGAAAGCACGUGUGUUUGAGUUGGAAGUGGAGGCCGACGCGUCGCGGUGA
This is a messenger RNA of Aphanomyces invadans, 2553 nucleotides long. RefSeq lists its product as hypothetical. The coding region runs from base 1 to 2553 and encodes 850 amino acids. The record is from RefSeq and is a predicted model, not a curated record. Gene Ontology annotation, cellular component: peroxisome. The transcript is spliced from 13 exons. NCBI's taxonomy places the organism in Eukaryota, Oomycota, Saprolegniomycetes, Saprolegniales, Verrucalvaceae.